CAGCCCGGCCGGCCAUGGCAUGCGUGUUCGUGUUCGUGUACGGGACGCUCAAGCGUGGGCAGCCCAACCACGCUGUGCUCCAGGACAGUGCUCACGGCUGCGCCUCCUUCCACAGCUGCGGGCGCACGCUCGAACCCUUCCCGCUGGUCAUCGCGGGGCAGCACAAUGUCCCCUACCUGCUGCACCUGCCUGGCAAGGGCUACCGUGUGCGUGGCGAGGUGUAUGCCGUGGACGAGAAGAUGCUGCGGUACCUGGAUGACUUCGAGGACUGCCCGACCAUGUACCAGCGCACCCCGGCCACCAUCGUCUUGGAGGGCGAGGGCCAAGAGGCUGGUUGCCCGCAGGAGGCCACGCUGCAGUGUUUCCUCUACAGCAAGGCCACCUACCCGCCCGAGUGGGUCCACCUGCCUUACCAUGACAACUACGACUCGAAGGGUGCCCACGGGCUGCGCUAUAACCCACGGGAGAACAGAUGAAGAAUAAUGGUGACACGCUGCCAACACGAUUGUGUCCCCCCCCCCCCAAGCUCUCCACCUAGCACCACACUCUAGCGCUUGCUGCUUGCAGCUCUCAAUUGUAUUGGAAAGGGGUUGCGGUUCCCUGCACCCUGCCACAUGCCACCUAAAGAAUCCCCAUACUGUAGUUGUAUGUAAGAUGACACCCCACUCCUCUGCUUGCCAUGAUUUGUUUCUUGAUUUUCUUUCUCUCUUUUUUUUGGCUCUGUGUUCACUACAAGGUGACAUUUUUUAAAUGAAUGUCCAAAGACCUGUGGUGGUUGCUGGAUUUUAGCAACCUGACUUGGAGCAGCCCUAAGAGAAAGAAGUGUUGAUUUGGGGAUGGCGGAGUGGUAAUAAAAUGAACCUCGAGACCAA
This is a messenger RNA of Suncus etruscus (white-toothed pygmy shrew), 872 nucleotides long. It is a transcript of the gene GGACT, whose product is annotated as gamma-glutamylamine cyclotransferase. The transcript has a single exon. The record is from RefSeq and is a predicted model, not a curated record. NCBI's taxonomy places the organism in Eukaryota, Metazoa, Chordata, Mammalia, Eulipotyphla, Soricidae. Gene Ontology annotation, molecular function: gamma-glutamylaminecyclotransferase activity. Bases 15 to 476 code for a protein of 153 amino acids.